CGGCUUCUCUCGCGAGGACGGACGCCAUUAUCGCAUCUCCCCGACAAACACCACGAGAAUUCCGCAGCCCACACGCCUCCCUGUGAACUGGAUUCUUGCUUAGUAGGCCUGCCCCUCUUUUCGUUGUCUGGAUGAUGUCCGAGCAGGACCUGGCGGAUGUGGUUCAGAUUGCCGUGGAAGACCUGAGUCCUGACCAUCCAGGUACAGAGCUGUGGGACAUUGUUUUAGAGAAUCAUGUAGUGACAGAUGAAGACGAACCUGCUUUGAAACGUCAGCGCCUAGAAAUCAAUUGUCAGGACCCCUCUAUAAAGUCUUUCCUCUACUCCAUUAACCAGACGAUAUGUCUGCGGUUGGAUGGCAUUGAGGCCAAGCUGCAAGCUCUGGAGGCAACUUGCAAGUCCUUGGAGGAGAAGCUGGACCUAGUGACCAACAAACAGCACAGCCCCAUCCAGGUCCCCAUGGUGGCAGGUUCACCACUUGGCGCCACUCAGACCUGCAACAAAGUGCGAUGCGUCGUCCCCCAGACUACAGUAAUACUCAACAAUGAUCGGCAGAACGCCAUUGUAGCCAAGAUGGAAGACCCCUUGAGCAGCAGGGCACCGGAUUCCCUGGAAAAUAUCAUUAGCAAUGCUGUUCCUGGGCGUCGGCAGAACACCAUCGUGGUGAAGGUGCCAGGUCAAGAUGACAGCCACAACGAAGACGGGGAGAGCGGGUCAGAGGCCAGCGACUCUGUGUCCAACUGUGGCCAGCCGGGGAGCCAGAACAUCGGGAGCAACGUCACGCUCAUCACCUUGAACUCAGAAGAGGACUACCCCAACGGCACGUGGCUGGGCGACGAGAACAACCCCGAGAUGCGCGUGCGCUGCGCCAUCAUCCCCUCCGACAUGCUGCACAUCAGCACCAACUGCCGCACGGCCGAGAAGAUGGCGCUAACACUGCUGGACUACCUCUUCCACCGCGAGGUGCAGGCUGUGUCCAACCUGUCGGGCCAGGGCAAGCACGGGAAGAAGCAGCUCGACCCGCUCACCAUCUACGGGAUCCGGUGUCACCUUUUCUAUAAAUUUGGAAUCACAGAGUCUGACUGGUAUCGGAUCAAACAGAGCAUCGACUCCAAAUGCCGGACAGCAUGGCGUCGGAAACAGCGAGGCCAGAGCCUGGCAGUCAAGAGCUUCUCACGCAGAACGCCAUCCUCUUCCUCAUCCUCAUACAGCGCCACAGAGACCAUGAUGGGCACCCCACCACCUGCCACCGAGCUCCAGCAGCCUCAGCCUCAGGCCCUGCACUACGCCCUGGCCAAUGCACAGCAGGUGCAGAUCCACCAGAUCGGAGAGGACGGACAAGUCCAAGUAAUCCCACAGGGCCACCUCCACAUUGCCCAGGUGCCUCAAGGGGAGCAGGUGCAGAUUACGCAGGACAGCGAGGGCAACCUCCAGAUUCAUCAUGUUGGUCAGGACGGGCAGGUGCUGCAGGGCGCUCAGCUGAUAGCCGUGGCCUCUUCCGACCCGACCGCAGCAGGCGUGGACGGCUCCUCUCUCCAGGGAAGUGACAUCCAGGUGCAGUACGUCCAGCUGGCGCCCGUGAGCGACCACACAGCUGCCGCACAGACAGCCGACGGCCUGCAGCCCACCCUACAGCCCGAAAUGCAGCUUGAACACGGAGCAAUCCAGAUCCAAUGAGACAGGUGGCCGAGCCACCAGCACCAUGCUGCCUGGGCCCACGCGCCCUGUGCUCGCGCUCUGAGCCAGCCGGCGUCUGUGCGAGGUCUGCGACACGUCUGGGAGCUGCCUCCUCCUGGGGGCAGGGUCCUGGCCGCCCCAGGGCCCCGGCUCUGAGUCGUGCUGCCCACGUCCGGAGGAGAGGCACGGAGUAGAGUACACUCAGAGAAACGAGAACCACAAUAUUUUGUUUAAUGGCUUUUUUUUAAUUUGCUAUGGUGUUUAUAACAAAAAAGAAAAUGGGGAAAAAAAAAACAAACGAGUGGAAAUGCGGAAGCCUUUGCUGUGCUCUGUUCAGUGGCAGGAAGCAGGCGUUUGCGGGGGUGGGGCGAUUGUGCAGGAGAGGAAACUUGCCUACUUUUCUAGGGGAGAUGCUCCCAUACACUGUAAUUAUGCAUUUUUAAUGAAAUAAAGUUGUAUUUAUGACCACGUC
Messenger RNA from Dipodomys spectabilis (banner-tailed kangaroo rat), 2148 nucleotides. It is a transcript of the gene Banp, whose product is annotated as BTG3 associated nuclear protein. The transcript is spliced from 13 exons. Lineage: Eukaryota; Metazoa; Chordata; Mammalia; Rodentia; Heteromyidae. The record is from RefSeq and is a predicted model, not a curated record. Gene Ontology annotation, molecular function: DNA binding. Gene Ontology annotation, biological process: negative regulation of protein catabolic process; protein localization to nucleus. Bases 132 to 1676 code for a protein of 514 amino acids.